Messenger RNA from Zingiber officinale, 1066 nucleotides. RefSeq names its product vacuolar protein sorting-associated protein 60.2-like. The transcript has 7 exons. Gene Ontology annotation, biological process: vesicle budding from membrane; late endosome to vacuole transport via multivesicular body sorting pathway. Gene Ontology annotation, cellular component: multivesicular body. Bases 161 to 874 code for a protein of 237 amino acids. The record is from RefSeq and is a predicted model, not a curated record. NCBI's taxonomy places the organism in Eukaryota, Viridiplantae, Streptophyta, Magnoliopsida, Zingiberales, Zingiberaceae.
UUGCUAAGAAAGCUUGCCCGUUCUGGCUUUUGAGGUUUGACUGCCACCGUUCGCGUCCCCUUUCUUCCUCCGUCGGCUCGUCGAUCCAUCGCUCGUCACAGCAUAACGCUCCUCCGAAGAGGUCGUGGAAGGGUGGGAGUAAGGUCGGAAUAGCCCCGAGAUGAGGCGGGUCUUCGGCGCUAAGAAGGACAAGGAGCCUCCUCCGACGAUCCAGGAUGCCACCGAUAGGAUAAAUAAAAGGGGUGAAACAGUUGAUGAGAAAAUCAAGAAACUUGAUGCUGAAUUAGCUAGAUACAAGGAGCAGAUUAAGAAGACUCGACCUGGUCCUGCUCAAGAAGCUAUAAAAGCUAGAGCAAUGAGAGUCCUUAAGCAGAGGAGGAUGUAUGAUGGUCAACGUGACAUGAUAUAUAACCAGACAUACAAUUUGGAUCAAGUUGCCUUCGCUACAGAGGGACUUAAAGAUGCUCAACAAACUAUGUCAGCACUGAAGACUGCUAACAAGGAGUUGAAAGGGGUGAUGAAGACUGUGAAUAUUUCGGCUAUAGAUAGUAUGCAAGAUGAAAUGAUGGAUAUGAUGGAUAUCAGCACAGAGAUUCAAGAAUCUCUUGGAAGAAGCUACAAUGUCCCUGAUGACAUUGAUGAAGAAGAACUUAUGGGCGAGCUAGAUGCUUUGGAAGCUGAUAUGGGAGCAGAGACGGAGUCUGAUGCAGUUCCAUCUUACCUUCAACCAGAUAAGGAAUCUGAUCUGGACGCAGAACUUAACUUGCCUGUAGCUCCAAUGGGCAAUGCUUCAGCAGUGCCCAACAGAGUAAACCACCAGGCGGAGGAUGGACUAGGCUUACCUGCUGUGCCUCAAGCAUCGCUACGCAGUUAGAACCAGUGUCACUGGGAUCGACAGAUGGAACUACUCAUUUCAUGUACUACUAGUGUGGAUCAAUGUAGUUAAGCACGACAUUAUCGUUUUGGGUGAUGAUCUAUGAUUCAAGAGUGCUAUAUAUUGUCUGUCAACUGAAAUAAAACUUGACCGGUCAUAUAGCUUUAUAUGGAUAAGAGGUUUUAUGUGGAA